CCCGGUAGGCUUUGCUGCUACACCCGCUGAAGAAAAAUAAAGUGGUAGAUUCCAGCAGAUAAACUAAACAACAACUCCACUUCCCUCGCUCUUGUGUUUCAUACACAGUGAGUAGCACAGGAGGUUGUCAUUACUUCAGUGCGGUGUUGUGUGUUUGUGCUGGGACUCACCUCUGUGUGAAGUGGUACAGUCCCGUUAGUCGCAGUCUGAGUCCUGUUUGCUGCAGCUGCAGUUAGCGGACAGCGAGAUGACCAACAUGCGGACAAACUGCACUUUACCAUAAAACGGACAACAUAAUGAACGUUUACCAGCUGGCUGUUUUACUGGGAGCAUCAUUGUGUGUCUGUGAUGGCGUCCAUGUCACAGUGCGGGAGAAGCAGCGGUUUGCGAUGCUCUUCCAGUCCGUGGUCCUCCCGUGUCAGUACCAGACGGCCUCCACCCAGACCCCAGUGGUGCAGUGGUGGUACAAGUCCUACUGUCGAGACCGCACGCGGGAGUCCUUCACCCUGUCGAGAGAGAGUCUGGGCAUCCCGGCCUCCGAGCUGGGCGCCAAGUCCCACCUGGAAUGUUCGGACAGCAGCCGCACGGUUCGGGUCGUGGCGUCAGCACAGGGAGCCUCCAUGACUCUGGCUGAGCACUACAAAGGCAGAGACAUCUCCAUCAUAAACAAAGCAGACCUGAGGAUCGGGGAGCUGCAGUGGGGCGACAGUGGAGUGUACUUCUGUAAAGUCAUCAUUGCUGACGAUCUGGAGGGGAGGAAUGAGGGCCAGGUGGAGUUAUUAGUGUUAGGCAAGACAGGUCUGCGGGGCGAUAUCCUACCUGAGUUUGAUGUGGAGAUUAUGUCAGAGGGGGUGUUUGUCGGAUCUGUAGUCCUGGGCAGCAUCUUGUUCCUGUUGUUUUUAGGGAUCUGCUGGUGCCAGUGUUGUCCUCACUCCUGCUGCUGCUACGUCCGCUGCUGCUGCUGUCCUGACACUUGCUGCUGUCCGCGACACUUGUAUGAGGCAGGGAAGAUGGCGAAGAGUGGACAACCGUCCCAGGUUCCUGUGUAUCCCUACUACAUCCCUACUGUCCCUACUGUGGUCCCUCUUGCUCCCUCAUCCCACAUGGACCCAAAAAUCUCCUCUAUCCCUUCACUGGAGAAUAACCUGGCUGGAGUGCGCAGUGGUUAUCGACUGAAAGCAAGUCCAGACCAGGACUCAAUGAAAGUCCUGUACUACAUAGAGAAGGAGCUGGCUCAGGUUCCCUCUGCCAAGAUGGCUGCACUCAAACCCAGUAGCCUGUCAGAGCUGAGCUCUCUGCAUGAUGGAGGCACCUCAGACUUCAGACACACCUAUCAGACGGUCCAGAUGAAGGCGCUCCCGCCCAUCACAGAUCUCGAUGACCAGUCAGUGGUGAGAGCAGCUCCACCUACGAUGAGCCGGAGGCCCAGACGGGACAGAGGAAACCUCUCAGACGAUGAACUAGACAGAAGGUGGAACCCUCGCUCAGAGCACCUGAAGAGAAAGACGCUUGGCAGAAGAGGACGCACAGGCUCACUGGACGAGCUGGAGGAAUUUGCUCGAUCUUACGGUUCCCGUGGCCGACGGGCUGAGCCUCCGGACCGGGCCUACGAUCGGGAUUACAGCCCUCCCAGGCGUUUCUACAGAGAUGAUGAUGAUGGCUGGGGGCGCCGCAGCCCCUCGCCUUUACCACAAAAGAGAAGGGACACGUGGGACAGCGAUCGCCCCUCCCGGCUGCCUCAAAGCAGAGGAUAUGACGCCACCUUCCUCAACAGUGUGCUGGAGAGCAAGGCGAGGGGGCGGGGAGGGGACAGAGGUGCCGGGAGGGUGGACGAGGACAGUGACACCCCCUCCAAAGGCAGCUCCAGAGGAAAGGGCAGUGAUAGUUACUACAGCCGGUCGCCUAGCAACCGUCCAGAAGAGGAGGACCCUUUGCCUCCGUACUCUGAGCGGGAGGCAGAGCGGUACCGCAGAGGUGACCCAACUGCAGACCGGUACCACACCACAGAUCCUCCCAGGUCGGAGAGAUACAGGACCACUGAACCAGCCACGAGGCCUUUCUCUUACACUCGACCCCACCAGGGAAUGUCCCAUACACUACAGGGGGCCAGAGAGGAGAGAGACAGGAGCCGAAACCUGAGCACUGCACUGAGCAGGGACUCUCUCAUAGUGUGACAAGGUUUCCCAGCCUCCGCCCGCGCACAGCACUGCCAGUCUGUUCAUUUAAACCGUCCUGUCGCUGCGCAGGAGGGAAUAACUGUUCUACCAUCAGCCGCAUGAAGUCUGACUCAUCUCACUGAAAUAACUGCACUGAAAAACAACGUUAGUGGACGGAAAACGAACACGAAGCAGCAUGUGCAGUCGUUUCUAUUAGCACAUGACGUUUUUUACUCGUGCAUGAAUUAUACCUGUGUAUUUUUGCAUGUGUGGUCGACAGAUGGUAUGUAUGUGGUGUGUGCAUCUGUUCAAUUUGAUGAGUUGAGUGACUGGAUUUACUUUAUACCAGUGCCAAAAUGUGUCUUUUUUCAAUUGUCUGCCAAUUUUGAGAAUGAUCUUUUGUAAACUAAGCAGGACACUACAGUCUUAUUAUUUCCCCACAGUCUUCAUACUCAGUACACUGCAGCUCAGGUUCACUUUGUAUUGGUGUGUUUUUCUGUUGUUGAUAUUGUACUGUAUGUAAGUGCUGUACCUUGAAUUUGCUCUGCAGAUUUUAAUUGCACUGCUUAAAUACUUUUUGAAUAAAAAAAAAAAGUCUGCUGAA
Messenger RNA from Lates calcarifer (barramundi perch), 2760 nucleotides. It is a transcript of the gene ildr2b, whose product is annotated as immunoglobulin-like domain containing receptor 2. The record is from RefSeq and is a predicted model, not a curated record. NCBI's taxonomy places the organism in Eukaryota, Metazoa, Chordata, Actinopteri, Centropomidae. Gene Ontology annotation, biological process: pancreas development. Gene Ontology annotation, cellular component: membrane.